Molecule: messenger RNA, 1492 nt
Organism: Ipomoea triloba (trilobed morning glory)
Lineage: Eukaryota; Viridiplantae; Streptophyta; Magnoliopsida; Solanales; Convolvulaceae
Product: heat stress transcription factor B-2b-like
Exons: 2
Coding region: 434-1345 (303 amino acids)
Biological process (GO): regulation of transcription by RNA polymerase II
Cellular component (GO): nucleus
Molecular function (GO): DNA-binding transcription factor activity; RNA polymerase II cis-regulatory region sequence-specific DNA binding
Source: RefSeq, a predicted model, not a curated record
AACCGUCCAUCUUUAGUGUUGUAGCAUCCUUAUCUUCAACCUUGGAUUAUGGUUCCACAUAGAGUCCGACACGUGCCCUUUCUCGAAACCUUCCAACGGAAAUUUGAGAAACUUCUGGAAACGCCACCUUCUCGCGCCUUCUUUAAUCCAAAACCAAAACCAAAACCGAGUCCCCACGCCCUCCGAUUUCCCUCAUUUUCCACCAUUUCCUAAUCUUCCUUCUUGCCUGCCUCGAAUCCAUCAUUCUCCUCUUCCGCCAGAACUUUCUAGAAACCACCCUCUUCUUCUUCUUCUUCUUCUUCUUCUUCUUCUUCUUCUUCUUCUUCUUCUUCUUCUUCUUCUUCUUCCAUAACUAUACUUUCUACACUAUAUUCGUUUUGGUUCUCCUUUGUUUUUAAAUUUGAUUUUACGGUUUGGAUCUGAAGGCGACGUUAUGGGUCCGUCUCCGGUUGAGCAAAGCGGAGAGACGACGGCGGGUGAGUCUCAGAGAUCUAUUCCGACGCCGUUUUUGACGAAAACGUAUCAGCUGGUGGAUGAUCCGGGCGUUGACAAAUUGAUUUCGUGGAAUGAAGAUGGGACCGCAUUUAUUGUGUGGAAACCAGCGGAGUUCGCAACGGAGUUGCUUCCUAAAUACUUCAAGCACAAUAAUUUCUCCAGCUUCGUUCGACAGCUUAACACUUACGGAUUCAGAAAAGUGGUGCCCGAUCGGUGGGAAUUUGCAAACGAGUCCUUCCGCAGAGGUGAGAAACGACUUCUGCGUGAUAUUCAGCGCCGGAAAAUGUCAGCAGCGGCGAAUUCGACAGCGAUUGUUCAAAAUGCACAGGUGGUGACGCUCGCUGUGAAAUCCGUUUCUCCGACGAAUUCCGCAGACGAGCAAGUUUUGUCGUCCAACUCGUCGCCGGCCGCCACCGCCACCGCCGUGGUAUUACGCCCUACAACGUACACGACGACGCCGGAAAUUUUGGAGGAGAAUGAGAGGUUGAGAAAAGAGAACGCGCAGCUAACUCAGGAAUUGAAUCGGUUGAGAGGUUUGUGUAAGAACGUAUGCAGCUUGAUGUCCAAUUACGCCGUGAAUCACCCGGAAACGGCACCGGAAGGACAGGUAUUAGAUUUGCUCCCACCAGGGCGGCAGGAUUCGGCGGAGCGCGAAUGCAGCGCCGCCGAAGCCGAAGGAGGCCACGGCGGUUCUACCACACUAAGCCCCAGGCUGUUCGGCGUCUCGAUUGGCGUGAAACGCAUAAGGACAAGCGACGAUGAAACACAGCCGGUGAAAUGUGAGCCGCCGGAUUCCUCGUCAGACUUGACAAAGUGUGAAAUCUGGGAAAAGAGAAGAUUGCAAGACUAAUUGAGAUGAGAUCUGAUCUGAUCUCAUCUAUCAUAUCAUCCUGUUGAGUAUUACAGAUCUUUCCUUUCUCAGCCAUGUGUAAUUUCUGAGUUUAUCUUACUCACCCAUGUAUCAAAAAAAGAGUUCUGGCAAUACUGAUUUUGUAAA